This is a messenger RNA of Meleagris gallopavo (turkey), 308 nucleotides long. The record is from RefSeq and is a predicted model, not a curated record. NCBI's taxonomy places the organism in Eukaryota, Metazoa, Chordata, Aves, Galliformes, Phasianidae.
UAACAUGCAUGUGAAAUGUCACUUACAGGUGCUGACCUUAAAGAAAGAGCAAAAAUGCAUUCAAGCGAAGUUGGUUCUUUUGUCUCAAAAGCAAGAGCAACUAUUAAUGAGAUGGCUAAUCUUCCAGUACCAACUAUUGCUGCAAUUGAUGGAACUGCGUUGGGUGGUGGCCUGGAACUUGCUUUAGCCUGUGACAUAAGAGUGGCAGCCUCUUCUGCUAAGAUGGGCCUAGUCGAAACGAAAUUAGCAAUCAUUCCAGGUGCAGGUAUGAAAUCUUAGCUAUUGUUACCAUGUAGAAUUAAUCAACA